ACUUCGUCUGCUUUGACUUUAAUGGUUCAUCAUCAAAUAUCAAAAUGCAACAUGUGACCGUCAGACUUCUCCUCCUCCUCCUCGUCCUCCUCGUCCUCCAUCCUCUGACCUCAGCUGACCUGGAGGAGGUGGGUAAUGUGCCAGUGGAGGUCAUCGUUGACAGCUCCCCCUGCAGCGCCACCUGUGGGCUGGGGGUUAAAACUCAGACCCUGUGUUUGCUGAAAGAUGGCGAGACAGCGAUGGAAGAAGCUGUGAAAAAUCAAGAUGAAACAGAGGUGUCAGAGGAGUGUCGGGUCCGUAAGGUGAAGUGUCUGGAGUCGUGGCAGUGUGGACUCAGGACCAUGACGGUGACGUCAGGACAGAAAGUAGAGAUCGACUGUCUCGGAGAAGUCAUGGAGGCGAUGGGGAGGUUCACCUGGAGGGUGUCAUGGCGUUACGCCCGAGGAAUAAUCAGCUCUGACGACUCUCUGUUUGCCCGCUUUGGUGCUCCCCUGCUGGACCGAGUGAUUCUGGACCCCAUCAGGGAGGAGGACGCAGGUACUUAUUGCUGUGUCGUGCAGGAUGCUAACUUCCGCAGGGUGAAAAAGGUUUACUGGGGGAUCCGGGUUUUGCCCAUCGGGGUUCUAAAUCUGGACUACGAAAGCUCCCUGGCCCAGUGGGACUCCACUGGAAACCAGCAGAACCAGACUGUGUCGGACGAGCUUGACCACAUGGUGGCUCUUCUUGACAUGGUACUGUUUGGUUUAGGAAGUGAUGAGUUUGGGGACGCGAUGAUGAACUGAUCAUUAUUUUGGCAAUUAACAUUUUUUUUAAAUUAUUUGCUCAAUAUUUUAGUCAAUAAAAUGUAAAUCGUGAUAUAUUGUUGUGUAAAUGGCCAAAACAAACAACCAAACAAACAAACAAUUUCUGUCUGAAC
Messenger RNA from Epinephelus fuscoguttatus (brown-marbled grouper), 916 nucleotides. RefSeq names its product transmembrane protein 81 (gene tmem81). Bases 45 to 782 code for a protein of 245 amino acids. The transcript has 5 exons. Lineage: Eukaryota; Metazoa; Chordata; Actinopteri; Perciformes; Serranidae. The record is from RefSeq and is a predicted model, not a curated record.